AUGGCUAAGCCGUCGGCCUCCAUUGAUGGCCCAGAGCCUUCACAGCCAAGCACGAAAGCCAGUGGCAAUGGGAGCGCCGAGCCUGGUCCAUUUCAAGCGGCACAAAGACUGAAACACUGCGCAUCUGCUUCGACAGAGACGAUGGCAGGGGCAGCAGGCGAGGCUCAGGUACAUGCACAGACACCUACAACGGCACAGACAACGACGCGGCCUGCCAACGUGCUCCAUGAACGGUACCCCAUCUCGGGCCUGACGCUUCCCGACCAGCAUAUCGACGAUUUGAGAAGUUUGAGAGUCGUGGUUAUCGGGGCUGGGCUCUCAGGAAUUCUAGCCGGGAUCUUGCUCCCAGCGAAGGUGCCGAAAAUCCAAUUGACAAUCCUCGAGAAAAACGACGAUGUGGGCGGCACCUGGCUAGAAAACAUCUACCCGGGAGUCCGAUGCGACAUACCGUCGCACGUCUACCAGUCGACCUUCACCCCCUACACGCAAUGGUCGCAGCAGUUCGCCGAGGGCCACGAAAUCCGCGACUACUGGCAGGCGCAGGCCCGCAAGUACGACGUGUACAAGUACGUCAAGUUGGGCCGCCGCGUCGAGGACACGCACUGGUCGGACACGGAUGGCCAGUGGACGAUCACGGGCGUGGAUCGCACGACGGGCGCCCCGUUCACAGAGACUGCAGACUUUGUCCUCUCCGCGAUCGGCCGGUUCAACGACUGGCGCCUGCCCUCCUACCCCGGGCUGUCCGACUACAAGGGCCACCUCCGACACACCUCGAACUGGGACCCGUCGUUCGACCCGACCGGCAAGCGCAUCGCCAUCAUCGGCAACGGCGCCAGCGGGAUCCAAGUGCUGCCCAACGUGCAGCCCCUGGCGGCGCACAUCGACCACUACGCGCGCAGCAGGACGUGGAUUGCCGGGUCGUGGGCGGGCGACGAACGGACUUUCGCCCCGCAAUGGAUCUCGGAGGACCAGCGGCGCCAGUUCCGCGACGACCCCGAAACAUACCUCCGCUUCCGCAAGGAGCUGGAGGACAAGUACUGGCGGCGGUUCGGGUCGACGUUCCGCGGAUCCAAGGACAACGAGGACAUGCGCGCGCGGUUCAUCCAGAUCAUGGGCGAGAGACUGGUGCGCAAGCCCGAGCUGCUGGACCGUCUGGUCCCGGACUUCAGUCCCAACUGCCGCCGACUGACGCCGGGCCCGGGGUACCUCGAAGCCCUGGCGCAGGACAACGUGACGCUGAUCCAGGAUCCGAUCCGGCGCUUCACGGCCACGGGGAUCGAGACCACCACGGGCGACCACCGCGCCGUGGACGCCAUCUUGUGCGCCACGGGCGGGGCCGUCGAUUUCGUCCCCCCCUUCCGCGUGCGUGCUCGGGGCGUGGACCUCGUGGAGGCGUGGAGGCCGAUUUCGCGGGAAAGAGGCCACACAAUGGCGACGGUGGAGGCCGCCACCCAUUACGGCUGGCCGUAUACGUAUCUCGGGCUCGCCGUGCCGGACGUGCCCAACUUCCUCUUCAUCCACGGGCCGCACGGCGCAGGGCCCUCCGGCACGGUGCCCCACAGCGUGGAGGUCCAGCUGACGUACUACGCCAAGCUCCUGCGGAAAGUGUCGUCACAGGGCAUCAAGGCCAUGUGGCCUUCGCGGCGGGCGGCCGAUGACUUCGUCGCCUACGCCGACGCAUUCUUCGCCACGACCGUGCUGACGGACAAUUGCAGUUCGUGGGCAAAUGGUGGGAAGCCCGGCGGGCGCAUCCACGGCAUCUGGCCCGGCAGCGCGGGUCACGUCACGCUGGUCCGUAAGGAGCCGCGCUGGGAGGACUGGGAAUACGCGUAUUUGCAUGCGAGUGGGAACCGGCUCGUCGGCUGGUUUGGGAACGGGUGGACGAGAAAGGAAAAGGACGGGGCCGAGGAUAUGACGGCAUACCUGAAACUAGAGGGGACUGUCGACCUGAGGGAACUGCAUGAGCAGUGGUGGGAAUGA
Molecule: messenger RNA, 1980 nt
Organism: Cladophialophora yegresii CBS 114405
Lineage: Eukaryota; Fungi; Ascomycota; Eurotiomycetes; Chaetothyriales; Herpotrichiellaceae
Exons: 2
Coding region: 1-1980 (659 amino acids)
Molecular function (GO): N,N-dimethylaniline monooxygenase activity; flavin adenine dinucleotide binding; NADP binding
Source: RefSeq, a predicted model, not a curated record